This is a messenger RNA of Aspergillus bombycis, 837 nucleotides long. RefSeq lists its product as uncharacterized. The transcript is spliced from 4 exons. Gene Ontology annotation, cellular component: cytoplasm. The record is from RefSeq and is a predicted model, not a curated record. Bases 1 to 837 code for a protein of 278 amino acids. Gene Ontology annotation, molecular function: oxidoreductase activity, acting on the CH-OH group of donors, NAD or NADP as acceptor. Lineage: Eukaryota; Fungi; Ascomycota; Eurotiomycetes; Eurotiales; Aspergillaceae.
AUGCCUGCCGCUUUCAUUACCGGGGGAGCUUCAGGGCUAGGUAAGGCGACGGCCGAGAUGCUGGUCAGCAAAGGCAUCAAGGUCUUCAUAGCCGAUCAAAACAAGGAAAGCGCUGAGGCGGUCGUGUCCAAGCUGAACGAAAACGGACAUGUCGCCGAGUUUGGCGUGGUGGACGUCUCUGACUGGGAUAUGCAGGCCAGCGCCUUUACUCAGGCUGUCCGUUCGUUUGGCCGUAUCGACUACGUCUAUGCUAUUGCCGGCAUAAACGAACGACGCUGGUUGACCAACGACACAAGCGGUGCCUUCAAGGCACCAGACCUGGCCGUCUUGAAUGUGGAUACGACGGGGCUGUUCUACACGGUGGCCCUUGCUGUCCAGCAGUUCCGCCGGCAAGAGCCCGAUGUGAAUGGCUUUCGUGGAAAGAUUGGCAUUGUUGGCUCCGUAUGUGGUCUCUACUCCUGCCCGACCCUUCCUGUGUAUACAGCAGCCAAACAUGCUGUCACUGGCUUUGUCCGUAGCUACGGUAAGUAUCUCCCGGAGGAACAAAUUACGAUGAAUGCUGUUUGUCCCAAUGUGGUCCGCACCAACAUGUCCACCUCCGAAUUCUACGACAGUCUGGAGAGUGUAGGCGUCAUGACACCGAUGGAGGGGAUUCUGGAGACAUUUGAGAAGUGGAUGGGAGCAGAGAAGAUUUCAGGGGUGUGUUAUGAGGUGGGACCCAACUACACCACGCAGGGCGCGAUUGAAACGACUCAGCCGCCAUUCUUGGACCAGGAGAGUGCUUUGGUAUUUGAGAAACUGUAUCAUCGUGGAAGGCCACUGCAAGGGAAAAUGUAA